AUAUAACAUGUGAAUAAAUAUUAUAAAAAUUAUUUAUUUUUAUUUCCGGUAAACAAAUGACAAAAUUUUUUGUUAUUAAAAUACACCAGUUGAUUAUUAUUAUCACUAGUUUAUUUAAAAAAUUAAUAACCAAAAAAAUAUGUUGGAUUUAUUUUUGAAAUUGUAAUUUUUUAAAUUUACAAAUUUUUAAAAAAUAUGAGAUAAGACAGCUCAGCUUGACCAUGUCAAAACUUUGACACAUUUAAAUUUAAAAAAAAUAAAAUUCUUACAGCAAAAAAAUCAGUAAUUAAUUCGACAUGUAAAUUUGAAGUUAAAUUUUUUUUAUAAAAUCAAGUUGAGCUCUUUUGUCUUGAAUAUUUUUUAAAAUUUAAAUAAGUUAUUUAAAUCGAAAAAAAAAAAACGGCAAUGUUUUUUUUUUUUGCUUGCAUUUUGAGUUUUUGUUUAAUACAUAAACCCAGUGUGCCUUACUGAAAUACAUUGACAUAAUCAUAAUUAAUUUAAUUAAAUAUAAAAUUUUAAAUAUGUGUUGUAUUAAUAAAAAAAAAAAAAAAUAAAUGAAUAUUUUCUUGUUUUUGUAGCUAUUUUAAAUGAGAGCUACAAAUAAAUUUACAAUGUCUAUGGAAGAUGAAGUUUUGGACAAAAGUAUUAUUGCUACAAUUUUUUUUUUUUCUUUGGCUUUAUCUCUGUGGAGUUUUUCAGUCGUCAACUGAAGAAGUGAAUGCGCUUGUCCGGGGCUGUGGUCCACAAGUCGAUAUUUUAGCCAGGGUAUAUCCUACUGUUGAUUCACGAAAUAAAAAAUUGUGCGCAUUCUCAUAAAGAAAUCUACGUUACUACCACAAUAAAUUUAUAUUUUAUUAUUAUUAAAAUUGUAUUUAUCAUUAUUUUUAAUUUUUGUUUUAAUAUUGUUAUAUUAAAUUUCAUUAAUUUAUGAUUUUGUUGUAUUAUAUAAAAUAUAAAUUACUUUGUAAAAUAUUAUUAUAAAUUAAACAUAAUAAGUCAAAUUGUAUAAUGAUUAUUUUUACAGCAAUGAAAACUUCAAGAGUAUUAUAAAAGAGAUAAUUAUAAUGCUUUUGUUUGUACAAAAAAAAAAGGCAGAGAUACAAAUUCACCCCUUAUUUUGAUGUUAUGAAAUACGGAUAAAAAUGUUGAGGCUCGGAGUAAACAUUUGACAAUUCAUAAUCCUGAAGUAGUCAGGAAAAAAAAACAGUAGAGGUUUAUAUGUUGUUGACGCAAUUGAAAAUACAGAGUAAGCUUUUUAAAGGAUUUGAAUGUAACAAAAAAAUAUAAAAAGAACAAAGAUACAUGAUUCCUGGUAUUGAUUUCGUCUCGAAUGUUAAAUCCAUGUGAGACAGGAAGUUUCCAAACAGUCAAAUAGCCUCACAGAGUCACGAGAACGGGGCGUGGAUUGUUGAUGAGUCAAUGCGAAAAUAAAGGGUCGGUUUUUCGUCAAUCGUAAGUUCAAGCUGCUACUUCGUUUGUUCAUUCAUUCACAAAAAAAAGAAAAAUCCAGAAAUAAAUAUUUUAUACAAUUUCAUGUCCAUGAUAAAGCUUUUUUUUAACCACAAGUUGAUAUGUAAUAAUAAUUUAAAAACAAAGCGCGUUUUUAUUAAAACGCCAACUGGUGAUGAUACUGACAACCAACAAAUGUCAUAAUAAAUGUGUGUAUAUGUAUACAUGUAGCUUCAUAAUGUUACAACACAAUUAUACUCCUUCCAAGUUGAAAAGAAGCGGUCCAAUGCGCAUUCUCGUUUCUUGUGUAUUUAAUAUCAGUCUUUCCGGCACUUCAGAACCUACAGUUUUUUACAGUACGUCAGGUAGUGCUCAGAUGACCACAUUACCUGUACAUUUUAAUAAUUAAAAUACAAAAAAAAAAAUAACAUAUUUUUUUUAUAAAAAUUUUUCAUUUCUAAAAGUGAGUUUUACUUUUUUUUUUUUUUAAUUUAAAAAAAAAAGUAUUUUUAAAAUAGUGAAAUAAAAAAAAGUUUUGUUAAAUAAACAAAGUGUUUAAAAGUGGCAGUUUUAUAUAUAUUUUUAAAAAACAAGUGAAAAGAUUUAUCGAAACAAUUUUUUUUUAAAUGGUGUAAGUCAAGUUGGUGAUUGAAAACGUAUGGAAUCGCCCCAUGGAUAAUAACAUGUCAACUGCAUUUAUGCAAAGAUCUGGUGGUUCAUCUAGUGCAUCAAGCACAGGAACAGGGUCGUCGUCCGGAGGUGGCCCAGGCAUUGGUAAUGCUGGUGGCAAUAGAAUGGCAGUAAUUGGAGUUACGAGAAACGUUCGACUGAGACGUCGUGGUGCUUCCGGUUUUGGUUUUUCCUUUCGUGGUGGACGUGAACAUGGUGCUGGUUUUUACGUUAGUGAAGUUCAACCAGGCGGAGAAGCCCAGAAAAAUGGCCUCAGGGUUGGUGAUCAAAUAUUCAGAGUAAAUGGAUAUCCCAUAGAGGAUGCUUUACAUCAUGAAGUUGCACUUUUGGCAAAAAAACAACAAGUCUUGGUUUUAAAAAUUCGAAGUGUUGGCAUGAUUCCAGUAAAAGAUAAUCCAAAUGAUCCAGUAACAUGGCACAUGGUUCAACAACAACAGCAGCAACAGCAACAACAACAACUUCAGCUACAACAACAACAACAGCAUCAUCAACAACAAUUGCAAUACAGUGAAACAAAUGCCGAGACAAUUCCUUACAAUGAAAUACGUAUAAGAAUAAUGAUUGGUGAAAAAGGACGUCUUGGUUGUGGUGUUUGUCGAGGUGCUGUACCUGGAUUAACUGUUCAGGGAACAAGAGAAGGUGGUCCAGCUAGAGCAGCUGGUUUAAAAGCUGGUGAUGUUAUUAUUUGGUGUAAUGGUCAACGUUUAACUGAUUUACCAUUUGAAAAAGCCAUUGAACCAAUGAGAAGUGCAGCUGUUCUUGAUCUUGUUGUUAAUCGUCCAAUUCCAGUUAGUAAUGGUCUUUAUGAUUGUCCAGAAACACUUUGGAUGCGUGGAUCAAGUGGUUAUGAUUCAGAAUCAUCAAGUUUAGGACCAACAAGUCCACCACCAUUACAUCAAAAUCCACCAUCACCACAACAUACAAUUGGUUCACGUUAUCAACGUGAUAAUAAUGCUAUCAAUAGAAAUGGAAGACAAUGCUAUCAACAGGCAAUGUCAACAAGCAGUUGUUCAUCCUCUGAAUGGAGUCAAUCAUGUGAUCAGGCAUCAGAAUGGACACGUAAACCAAACAAUACAACAGUCAUAAGAGUUAAUCAAAAUUAUAAUCAAAAUAUCAAUCAAAGCCGUGGUAAUAUUGGUUAUUCAUCACAUACAGGAUAUCAUGGUAAUUAUGGUAUAUCAAAUGAGGCAAGAAAUGAGCCUCUUUAUGAUCCAGUACCGCCAACAGACUAUGAAUGUCAUGACUUUGAUGCCAAUCCACUUGAUGAAAGAAAUCGAAGAUUACACGAUGAAAAAGAUAAUGGCAAUAGUCAUUAUAAUCCAUCUGGUGAUGAUAGAAUUCCUUAUAACAAAGAUAAUGGAUAUUUAUCGAAUCAAUUAAGACAUCGAGAUAUAGAAAAAAAAACUAUAACAACUGUUGAAGUUCAUCAAAAUUCUGGUUCACCUGCACCACCCUGUCCACCGCCAAUGUCAUACAAAUGGCAAACAGAUUCAAAACCAAUGAUGGUAAUGAAUAAACAAAUGGGUAGUACAGUAUCAAUGGGUAGUACUGGUUCAACUGAAACUGAAUCAAGUCUUGAAUCAUGUGGUAAAGAUUGUGCAUCAACUUCUUCAUCAUUAUCAACGUCUUCUUGUGAACCAGCAUCAUCAACAGUAUCAUUUGCAUCGACAAUUGUUCCACCACCAAUUAAAUCACCUGAGCUUGUUCCAGUUUGUGCUCCAGUUGUUCCAGCUAGUCGUCCAUGUCAACCAGUAUCAAAUACAGAUCUUGGAUCUGCUAUUGCACAAGAACUUCAAAGACGUGCUCAACAGAGAAGUUUAAAUGCAACUAAAACUGAUGUAGCCAAGGAAAAACCAUUGUUUGAACAAAAAAAAAUACAAAAUCCAGAAAGCUUGAAGGCACAUGCAGCACAUGACAAGUUAAUGGAGGAGUUUAAACGGGCACAUCAAAAGAUGUUUAAUAAUAAUCAAAAACCUCAGUGCUCACAAAACGAAAAUGAUAAGGAUCAAGAAAAACGUACAAAUGGAAUAGUCAGUAGUGGAAGUGGUGGUCCACCACCACCACCAUUACCCCUUCCAUUAUCACCAACACAAAAUAAGGAUGAUACAGUUGAAAUGCAAAGUAUUGAAUCAUUUAAAUUGAAAAAUAGUCCAAGUUCAGUUAUUCCAAAGCCACCAUCAACAUAUUUUUUAAUAACACCAAAUACAUCACCAUCAACAACACCAACAAACGGUAGUCCACGACAUCCAAUACCACCAAUUAAACCCAAUAUGAAUGGAAAUAUUAAUAAAGAAAUUACAAAUAAUCAAGUGCCAAUAAUGGAAAAAAAAAGUAUAACUAAAAUUGAUAAUAAUAAUACACAAUCAUCAGUAACAGUGUCAUCACAAGUUGGUAAAAUUGCUGUUAAAAUUGGUACAUAUGAGGGUGAAUUAAAACAACCGUCUAGACUUGAUUUUUUACCACAAGGUAAAACAGUGAUAGAUUCACCAAAACCAGUUAUACUUGAGGAAGUAUCAAAUGGCCCUGUUGUUUCAAGGCUUCAAAAUGAACUUGCUGCUACAUUACAACGUUCAAAUUUAAAAAAAAAAACUGAAGAGGAAAAUGUAAUCAAUCCUCAGUCACCAACAAAAAUUGUCACGAGUCCAACACAAGAAAGACCAGUUUCACUUCUACAAAGUAAUGUAGAAAAGCUAGCAGCUGCUUUGUCAAAUCGUGUAACCAUUAAAAUUAAUCCAGAGAAUGGCUCACGAUAAAUGAUAUUAUUACUAUUAUUAUUCAUCAUAUCACACCGUAUAAAAUUUGCAAUUUUAUUAUUUAGAAAAAAAAUUUAAAGACAAGAAAAUAACUGCCAGUAUAAGAUUGAAGAUUUUAAUAAAAUUGGCUUUUAUUUUUUAUUGUGGAAAAAAAAAAACAUUCGCAUUUUUUCUAUCCAACGAAUUAUCUUAUUGUAAUCUUAUUUAUAAAAUUAAAAAAAAAAAAAAGUAAAAAAGAAA
This is a messenger RNA of Aphidius gifuensis, 5132 nucleotides long. RefSeq lists its product as uncharacterized. Gene Ontology annotation, biological process: rhabdomere development. Lineage: Eukaryota; Metazoa; Arthropoda; Insecta; Hymenoptera; Braconidae. Bases 2121 to 4892 code for a protein of 923 amino acids. Gene Ontology annotation, molecular function: protein binding. The transcript has 17 exons. Gene Ontology annotation, cellular component: stereocilium tip; cilium; stereocilia ankle link complex. The record is from RefSeq and is a predicted model, not a curated record.